This is a messenger RNA of Biomphalaria glabrata, 8855 nucleotides long. RefSeq names its product diacylglycerol kinase beta-like. The record is from RefSeq and is a predicted model, not a curated record. Lineage: Eukaryota; Metazoa; Mollusca; Gastropoda; Planorbidae. The transcript has 27 exons. Gene Ontology annotation, molecular function: calcium ion binding; ATP-dependent diacylglycerol kinase activity. Gene Ontology annotation, biological process: intracellular signal transduction; diacylglycerol metabolic process; lipid phosphorylation. The coding region runs from base 729 to 3557 and encodes 942 amino acids. Gene Ontology annotation, cellular component: plasma membrane.
UGAUACAUGUCCCCUAUUUUCUACAGAUUAUACAUGUCCACUAUUUCCAUACUUGCUUCUGUCGUAUUGCCCUUAUCCCAUUGGUCCCAUUCCUUGCAAUACAUUCUCUACUCCCCCCUGUUGAGGGUAAAGUUUGUCGAGUUUUAGGUCGAUCUCACGAGGUCACUGUGUUGUAGAAUAUUGUAGUCACUUGCAGUCCUAUUGAUAAGUAAACGUAAGCACUAAUGUACUUAGAAUGAAUGUCUCCACUCAACUAUUAGCAUUGUCUGGCCAACUCUCAACUGAGUCUUGGGGAUUCGUGACUGUCUAAGUGGCUCAGGGAAGCCAUGUUUCCAUAUUCCAAUGAGCGCUAUUAGUGAUGGACUGCGAGGCAGACCUUGUUAACUAACCCAAUCCAGUGAAGUGCUGCAGUGUCACCGGGACAGAUGGAGCACUGAGGGAUACCAACAGGAUUGGACUUCAAUCAGCUCACUAAACACAUCCAGCUUCGUUCAAGAGGCUGCCAUCUUGUAUGUGUGUCUGUCUGAGGUAGUAGCUUGAAGUUACCAGUUCCGUCUGAGGAGAUGCUCCCAGCGCGAGGCUAACACUCUUUGCUGGCUUCAUGCUGGAAUAUUACAUUCUGGACCUUGUCUAGUCCAUGUUUCAGGUCACAUACCUCACCUGAAGGGGGUUAACUCUCCAAUACUGGCUCGAGUUAGCCCCCCGUCGUUUCCAACAAACCUUUCAUCAUGUCGCUCCUGCAGUGGCAGAAACUGAGUCCCACGGAGUUCCACCAGCUCCAAGAGUACACGUCAUAUUCUUCCAAGAAGUUGAAAGAUGUUUUGGGAGAGUUUAAAGAAAAUGGUGCUCUCAGUAAAUAUAAUCCUGAAGAACCCAUUGAUUAUCCAGGCUUCAAGUUAUUCAUGGAGACCUACUUGGAAGCUGAGAUACCAGAGGAUUUGUGCAAACAUCUUUUUUUGUCAUUCAUGAAAAAGGCAGCAAAUGCUACAGCUGUUUCAUCAUCGGGUAAGGAUUUCCAUGUGAAGGACAUGGCCUUGGUAGCCUCUCAAACCAUAUGUGCCCCAUUGUCCACAGAACUUCACAUUGAUGGCAAGAGCACAGCUGACAGUCGGCACCACAGUCUACUAGCAGAGAAACUCCAUGGCCUAACUGAAAAACUUCAUGGUCUAGGACAUGUUCGUUCAGACAGCAAUGCUGGGGACUCUGGCAAGAGGAGCCGGGCAGGCUCAGCAUCAGCAGCCAGUCAUCCUUCAGUAGCAGUAGCAGCCACAUCCUCAUUAGACAAGAACCACCCUGAUGACUCCACUCCACCAGAUGUAUCCAAUCAUUCAAGAUCAUCUUCUAAAAAGUCAAACCAUAGCAUACACAGUGUGCACAAUAAUGGUCCAUUAUUAGAUGGCACAGAUCCAUGGAUACGUCAGUCUAACUCAUCAUUAUUGCGUACAAAUAUUGACUUGAAAGCUGUACGCAAUCGUUCAAUGAGUGUAGAAAUCAAAGCAGGACAUAUUUACCUUAAAGACCUUGUCUGUUAUCUUUCGCUGUUAGAAGCAGGACGACCUGAAGAUAAACUAGAAUUUAUGUUUCGUCUUUAUGAUACUGAUGGCAAUGGUUUAUUAGAUGCUAGUGAAAUAGAUUGUAUAGUCAAUCAAAUGAUGUCAGUGGCUGAAUACUUAGGCUGGGAUGUGUCCGAGUUGAAACCUAUCUUACAAGACAUGAUGAUAGAGAUAGACUAUGACUCUGAUGGUACAGUCUCACUGGAAGAAUGGAAGAAGGGAGGAAUGACUACUAUUCCAUUAUUAGUACUUCUAGGGUUAGAUAUAAAUGUCCAAGAUGAUGGUACUCAUGUGUGGAGAUUAAAACACUUCAACCGUCCUGCCUAUUGCAACCUGUGUCUUAACUUACUUGUUGGACUUGGCAAACAAGGGCUGUGUUGUUCCUUUUGUAAAUACACAGUUCAUGAGAGAUGUGUCCAGAGAGCACCAGCCUCUUGUAUUACUACUUAUGUCAAGUCAAAGAAAACAUCUCAGGUAAUGAACCACCACUGGGUGGAAGGGAACUGUGCUGGCAAGUGUGACCGCUGUAAAAAGUCUAUCAAGUCUUACAAUGGUGUCACUGGCCUACACUGUCGCUGGUGUCAUGUCACACUUCAUAACAAAUGUGCCAGCCAGAUGAAACCAGAAUGUGACUUAGGGGAAUACAGAGACCAUUUAUUGCCUCCCACAGCUGUAUGUCCUGCUGUCCUGUUUAUGUCGGACUCUGAGAGCCAUGAGGGACUACACGAUAGAGGACGGGUCAGUAGUGGCAGUGGUAAAACUAGUUUAGAGAAUAACAGAACUGAAGACAGCAAGUCACUGACCCAGCUGUCAGACCAGGCCCAGUUUGAGCUCCCUAGUCCUGUCAGUCCGGGUCAAAGUUCAUUUCAAAUCACCCCAUUAGAAGGAACACAUCCAUUAUUGAUUUUCAUCAAUCCUAAAAGUGGUGGUAAACAAGGAGCUAGAUUGUUGAGGAAAUUCCAGUAUUUGUUGAACCCUCGUCAAGUGUACAACAUGGUCAAAGAAGGUCCUUUAGUGGGGCUUCAAUUUUUCAAAGAUGUGCCUAAUGCAAGAGUGUUGGUCUGUGGAGGAGAUGGUUCUGUAGGCUGGCUCCUAGACACCAUGGAUAAAGUCAACUUUGCUCAAAGACCUCCUGUCUCUGUGUUACCACUUGGUACUGGCAAUGAUCUAGCAAGGUGUUUAUGCUGGGGUGGGGGGUAUGAAGGAGAGAACUUGCUCAAGGUGUUGAAGAAAAUAGAAACCAGUACAGUAGUCAUGUUGGACAGAUGGAAGAUAGAGUUCAGUAAACCUGAAGAUGAAGAUGAACAAGAAGGGGAUCCAAUUCCUUACAACAUCAUCAACAACUAUUUCUCUAUUGGUGUGGAUGCCUCCAUAUGUCAUAGAUUCCAUGUUAUGAGAGAAAAACAUCCAGAAAAAUUUAAUAGCAGAAUGAAAAACAAGCUGUGGUACUUUGAGUUCAGUACUUCAGAACAGUUCUUCUCAUCCACAUGUAAAAACCUUCAUGAGGACAUUGAUAUUAUGUGUGAUGGCUGUUCAUUGGAUCUGGCUAAUGGUCCCAGUCUUGAAGGCAUUGCAAUACUCAACAUCCCUUCUAUUUAUGGUGGCACCAAUUUGUGGGGAGACAACCCUAGUCAAAAAAAGAGAAGGAAAGCUCAGAAAGCGAAAAAAGACAAGGACAGAGAAUUCUCCACAAGUAGCAUGUCUUCAGCAGAGUUGGCAAUAGCUGUUCAAAAUGUUGGGGAUGCCAUGAUAGAAGUGGUAGGCUUAGAAAAUAUCUUCCAUGUUGGUCAAGUGUAUGCUGGGCUAAGAUCAUCUGGGAAACGUUUGGCUCAGUGUUCUCAGGUGGUCAUUAGAACUAGAAAAAGGGUUCCAAUGCAAAUAGAUGGUGAACCCUGGAUGCAGCCCCCUUGUACUAUCUACAUCAGUCACAAGAACCAAGUACCAAUGUUAAUGGCACCACCAUCUAGUAAGAAGUCAAAACUGUUUAAAAUAUUUAAGAAAUAGAAGAAUGACCGAAUGAAAGACAUUUGUGUUGACAUUCAAACUAGUGACACAAUCAUUUCAUUGAGUUCCUGAACAAGCAGCAAAUCACUAUCAAUGUUUUAUACUUCUGAAAUGUAUUGUUUGUGUAUCCACAUUGCUAGAAAUAACUUGUGACUUCAAACAUCUCUGUUUACAACUGUCCUAUUCUUUCAUCACCUUCAGUUAUUCCAGAGGACAAGAGAGUUGUGUUGAUUAGAGAGUUCAUGAUCAAAAGAAUUUUUUAUUUUCAGUACUAACAUGUUUUCUAUUUCACAACUUAUUUCAAAUUUGUGCUCAGUUGAUAUUAAACAUUUUGGCAGCUUUUUGAAGUUCACUUUGGCUAACAAAAAUUCAUCAAAUUCUGAGUCUGACUAACAAGAAAGGUAACCAAUGUCUUGGUUGUGACUCAGAUCUCAUUGCUUGGUGUGUCUACUCUUGUUUCUUUCCCAAACAGCAGUUUAAAAUCAAAAGUUGGACUUUAACAAAAUGUUUGACCUUUGAGUGUAAAUUUAUCCGUCUUUAUAUUUAGUUCACAAAGAUAAUAUAUUUGUCUGAUUGGUGGAUGUACACAUAAUAUAAAGAAUUGGCUGGCAUAUGGCAGUUGAUUUAUUGUUAAGAAUACCAGUUAGUUUGUUUUUCACAUCAGGUUUGGUAGUUCUUCCAAUAUGUUUAUUCUUAUGUAUAGGAGAGAGAUUCACAGCUAGUGUGUAUUUGAAAGAGACUCACAGCUAGUCUGUGUAUGUUUGAUAAAACACUUCCCAGCUAGUCUGUGUAGAUAAAAGUGAAUGUACAUGGUUCACUGGGUGGACCAAGUGUGUUUUUAAUGUCUAUUUAUAAGUCAAUAUUUCAAUCUCUUAUCAAAAACCAUUUUAUAAUUACAUCACUUAGCCCUAAUUGUUUUUAUUUAAUGAUUUCAGUACAUUUUAUUUUGUGUCUGAAUACACUUUGUACUAGAAUCCAAGAAGAAUCUCAAGAAAUGUUCAAUAUUGUCAUUACUACUGUGUGAUGAUGUAAUAUUGAAACAUCUCCCUAUGGUGUUGAACUGUGUGAUUAUGUAAUAUUGAAACAUCUUUCAAUGGUGUUGAACUGUGUGAUGAUGUAAUAUUGAAACAUCUCUUUAUGGUGUUGAACUCUUGUGAUACUUGCUGGAUAAACAUCUCUUGUUUUUAUUUCAGUUUUUGAGUUGAUGUACAUCAUUUAUUAUACAAUGACCAUCUGCUAUUCAAUAGCCUUUAUGUGCAUUUCUGUAGUGUCUAUGUCAAAGGUAUGUUACUUGAAUGUAUAUCACUUGAAGCUACUGAGGAUGCAUUUGUUGAUUUCAUUACAAUGACAUUAAGAUAAUUUUGGGCAUCACGUUUAACACUUUAAAAAAAAAAGAAAAGGACAGAUGAAGCAAUGUCAUACCAUAGUCCAAAUUAGUUCUCAACUACAAAAUGAAGUGCACUCCUGUUGCCUUUAACACCUGCAUUGGUUUGUCCCCAGUUGCAUGGUUGGGUUUUUCUCUCUAGUUGCAUUCUUUCAUGUAUAUGUUGCUUUCAUAGUUAUUUUGUGACAAUAUGGUAUGCUACCUGGCAUGGAUUAUAAAUAUUUACUCAUUGAAGACAUGGUAUUAACUUCAGAGAGUUCUCAUGACCUUUGUAAUUAGAGGCUGUAGUUUUGUUCUCAGGAUAUGCUGCAGGUUACUAGUUCUGUUAUCUAGUUAGUUAUAUCAACAAAACAGCAGAAACAUAUGUUCUUGAACAAUAAGACUAAAAUUCUAAAAGUCACUUAGUUCCAUAAUAAAUGAGUGUUUAGUUUUGCUGAAUGUACAUCUACAACUGUUGAUGAUACCUUUACUACUGUACCUGUUCUUGAAGAAAGCCUCAACUACUGACUGCAGCUAGAUGCUGGUCUCUUGUGUUAGGUACUUCAAGGUUGUGAUGCUACACUUGUGUGAUCCAUGUUUAGAAAUUAAAUAUUUUAUUAGUGCUACCUUAUGCUGGACAUAGGUAACAAGUAAAGACUUAGAAAUUAAGACCUCUCUUACAGACAAAUAAACAAUAGAAGCUCUGUUAUGUCAAAAAAGAAAUAAUUUUUUUUUUUGUAAGUUUGUGUUUUUUUAGCUUGUCAAUGCAAUUUCUGUUUGGUUGUUAGUUUUAAAAUCAAGAUGAAAUACUUUUACUUUUAUUUGGCCUGGAUGCCUUGGUCAUUCAUCACAUCGUCUGUGUACUAUAUACAUUAUACUUUCUGUUGACAUACUAGAAAAGUUGCUUUGAGUUUCUUCACUUGAAGUGCAAAGUCCUACAUUGAUACUUCCACUAGUAGUACUCUUAAUUCAUACAGAAUUAUCCCUUACUUUAUUGUUAGUAUGGGUAGCCUGCUUAACCUUAAUUCAUACAAAAUUAAAUAGUUUCCCUAACAUCUAGUUAUAUUUAGUGAUUUUUGGAAACUACAUUACAGAGUUAUUGCCCUUUUUUAAACCACAGUUUUCUCCCUCCAGUUAAUAACAACUGGUUGAAUCAAAACACAUUGUCACUAAUGAGCAAAACCCAUUGAUAGGACCACUAACAUUUAGAUAUCACAUUGAUUGAAUACAAGUAUCAGCAUUUCGUUACAUAUAGACUUGUACUACAAGUUGAAAUGAUUGGGUUCAUUGAUUCAGUCACAACUUCCAGUUUUUAUGAUGUUCAUCAAUCCUGUGAACAAAUAUUUACAUACCAGAAAUAGUUACAAUAGAAGAAAACAUGUUCACUUUUGUUCCUAUUAAAAUUGUUUUAAUGGCUUUUAAAAUGUACUUGAUUGGUUGUUUGUUUGUUUUUUUUUCUUUUUCUAUGUUCUAUUUAUUACUAAGAAUUAUUGGUAUAAAAAUAAACAUUUAUAAUGCCAAGUUACUUUAAAAAGUAAAAAUGAAAAACGAAUGACUUUUGUUGAAAUGUUUGAUACAGAAGACAUGCUUUUUAUAUUGUGCUUUAAAGACCAUCAUUUUACUGUGUAACAUUUUCUCCCCCUGUGUUCUGUCCACCCCCCCCACCCCCCCCCCCCCCCACCCCAAGCUUUUUGACUUUGUUCAAUCAAUGCUUUAGAGGGAAGUACACUUUCUAUUCCUACAGCUAGGUCAUACAAUACAUGUACACAUAAACACAUGUUUGGCCACUAAUAGUCAGCCUGGUUGAAGUGUUUCCCAAUCUUGUGUUCUCUUACUGUGUAGUGGAAAGAGAUGAUGCAACCACUUGAAACGCACUUUUUAUAUAUUUGACUUUAUUUCUAUUUUUUUAUUUCAUACUUGACUUGUUUUAUUUAUAACUUCACCUAAGCUGAUUCUUUUGUUUAUAAAUCAAUCAAAACAGAAGUUUGGUUUGUUUUCUUUGUUUUGGUUUUAUUGCCUAGUGGGCUACUUAGCCACAAGAUUCUGGGACAACAUUGUGAUUUAUUUGCACCAACAAAACCAAGUUUCCUGUUUACAACCUACUUUCCCUAAUUUAUAUCAAUAUCUAUUUUGACACAAAAAUAUGAACAAGUCAGACUAGACGCUAAUCCAAUCUUUAUGGAUGCUAUUUCAAUUAUUUCAUAGGACUUUAGUUAGUAUUAUGAAAUGAUCUUGUACCAUUAUGAUAUAAUAGUAUUGUUACUCUAUUACAUUACACAAAUCACUAUCAUAAAAGCUAUUGUUACAGUGCAAAAGUAUUAUGUAAUCACUGUAUCAUUAUACCAGAAUGAUAAAUUGGUAUUGUUGCAAGAUAAAAGAAUGGAAUUGUACUGCUGUGCUCUCUCUAUAACAGCUGUGCUCCAAGUCUUUUCAUGUUCACAUCAAGAACAUAAGUUUAGUUAGACCUACAUACAUUGUGCAACUAGAAAUACAUAAAAUAGGUCAUGCUAGAAUCAAGUUUCAAUCAAGUUAAUGUAAAAAUAUAAAGUCUCAUUAUUACUCUCAGGAAUAUAUCAAGUUUUAAUCUUGCUCAGAGUUAGGAAUAUAUCAAGUCUCACUCUGUUAUGGAUAUAUCUCUAUUUCGCUGAGUUGCAAGGACCCUGUCCACUCCAAACACUCUUCCAAUAUGUUGUUACUAUUGUUACCGGUAUUUGAUUCAAAUCACAAAACAUUUUGUCCUGUCCAGUCAAUAAUUUAAGUAAGCAAGGUUAAUAGCUAGUAACAAGUCAUGUCUAAUAAGCCUACCUUUAUUUAUUUGUGCAAACUGUUGAAUCAAAGGUGGGCAAGAAUUUAGCCAAUAAACAUUUGAAAUGAUCGCCUACGUAUAAGUGCUUCAUCAUGACAGGACUAUACUUCAACUAUGUAUAAUGUCCUACAUCAACUCUCUUUGUGUCUCUUUCUCUUUGUGUGUGUGUCUCUCUUUCUUUGUGUCUCUUUCUCUCUUUUUCUUGAAUGAAGUUCAACACUGUUUGCCUUCACAUUUCAAGUUGGCCUUUUUUUUUUCUUUUAAAUAUUUCCAGAGAUUCUCUGUAUUUGUACAAAUAACUUUUGCUUGUAGUCUUUGAAAAUGUGAUUUGCUAAGAGAUACAAAUGAGAGCACUGAGAGGACUUUCCUAACAUUUAGUUAACAUGAUACAAGGAAAAUGCUUUUAUUCAGUGUUCAUAGCUUCAAUAAAUGCUAAGACUAUUAUGUAAAUGGAUUGAUAACUUUUCUGUACUUUUCUAAAAAUAAAAAAAAAAUAACAGUUUAGAUGGUAGAUAAUGAACCUGUCUUGACAAUCUUUUCAUGACACUAUUUGUGUGAGAUAAGUUGCCAUAUAAUACAGUAGGCCUACAUACAAAUGUUCAGUUGAGAUGCAAUUGAUUCUUGCAUAAAAUACAACCACUGGGUAUGAAACAUGGGACAUGCAUUACAAACAUAGAUGUUGACUUAGCCCAUAAUACGAGUACUUAAUGACACAUACAACAAAGAGACUUAGCCCAUAAUACAAGUACUUAAUGACACAUACAACAAAGAGACUUAGCCCAUAAUACAAGUACUUAAUGACACGUACAACAAAGAGACUUAGCCCAUAAUACAAGUACUUAAUGACACGUACAACAAAGAUGAUAUCUUGUUACCUACAAUAAAUAGAGUGUACGAUUCCUACUUUUAUCAAGGCAUCUUUGAGUUUUGAAAGCCAGGCCUCCAGUUAUAGAAGAGACAAGUUUUGAGUGUUGUUUUUGUGCUACAUUCAAACAUUUCCUAUUGGCCAUUCAUAUUUGACUAUCAAUUGCCUUGAAUCUUGUAUUUCUAUGUUGUACUUAUGGUGUUUAUAUUUGCUUCACAUUCUAUUGAAAAGAAAAGGAAUAAAUAAAAAGAAUUCUCACUUGUU